AAGAUGCAGAGUAGACCAAUAGACAGAAGAACAUCUAACACUACCAACUAUGCGAAAAAACAAUUAGUAUCCUAAAUAUUAUGUUGUGCAUCUAUUACGCCUUCAGAGUAUCCAUAUAAGGAAAAACCUUAUCGGCAAAUACGGUCCAACUUCCACAAAGUCCUGCCGGUGCAGUGCACGAAAAGCCGCUUCUAUUUCAUGUCGAGAGCGCGCAAAUGGUAAUGGUGCGCGCUCCACUCAGUCAAUUGCAUGUGUAAUCUUUUCGGCCGACACUGUGAAGAUGGCGAUGAGAAUAGCGUUCCGGUGCCUUUCUGCCAACUUUUCCCCAGUACUGCUUCAGCUUUCUCGACCUGUACAGAUCUCCGCAAAUCGGUUCUUAUGGAAGGCCAACACCGCACGGACACUGAGCACGGCCUCGCGACUGUCCACAGCCCUCAAAUUCACAGACAAGCAUGAGUGGGUACGAGUAGAGGGAGGAGUUGGCACAGUUGGCAUCAGCAAUUUUGCUCAGCAAGCAUUAGGUGAUGUGGUGUAUUGUGGACUCCCUGAGGUGGGGCAAAAACUUGAACAAAUGGAUGAGUUUGGUGCUUUGGAAAGCGUGAAGGCUGCUAGUGAGCUGUACUCUCCUCUGACUGGAGAGAUAACUGAAAUCAACACAGAGCUGGCAGACAACCCUGGACUAGUGAAUAAAUCCUGCUACGAAGGGGGCUGGCUAAUUAAGAUGACUAUUGACAACCCAGCAGAACUUGAUGGCCUCAUGGACGAUGGUUCCUAUGAGAAAUUUGUCAAAUCACUUGAUGAGUAGACUGCUCGACUCUCCAUGUUCUUUUUUUAAAUGUUAUUUUUAAUGAUGAUUACAGGUCUUUCACACUAAUCCUAUCUGGACUGGCUGUAAAAUCUCAGCUAAAAUGAGAUUAUGUAAAGUAGCCAUAUUUAUUUGGACUGUAAUUGUUUAAUCACCAAGAUAACCUAGGUGCUUAUUGCUGAUGAAACCACAAGACAACCUGAUGUGUUUGUUCCCAUGUCCUGUUGGCACAACGAUAAGUCCUGUUGACACAACGAUAAAUCCUGUUGGUACGACCAUAAGGUUUAAUUAUUUCAGGUGCUUUGUUUGGACUGAAAAAAAAAUUGAGAAGUGGCAACAGGUUGGAAAGUGACUGGAAAUGAAGUCAGAUAAAUAAAUACAACAGACAAUCCAUUGUUUUUUUCAUUAUGACUUUUAUAUUCCCUCUGGUGGGAAGAAUUGUAUACAGUACUAUUCACUUGCUUUACAUAAACCACCUUGAGUCCUUAUCUAAUAGUCAAAACCUAGUUUGGUGUCUGGCAAUGCAAGACUAGUCAAAACCUAACCUUGGCUGGCAGCCUGGCACUUCCAAAGACUCCCACACUUGUAGAUUCACAUUCUUCAGCAAGAUAACCUUCUUUAGAACAAAAGACUAAAGCACAAAUUAAGCAAGAAUCAAUUCUAUUUGGGAUAUUUUCGUAUUUUGAGGUGACAUCUGGAAUAUGUGGGAUAUAUUGCAUUUUUGUUACACCGCCUGUAUUAUUAUACUGGAUUGUUGACAUAGCUUACUAAUAUAUCUACUGCUAUACAUAUCAUUCUUAGUAUAUAUUUUUGGUGUAGGCCUAUAUAUGCAUAGAUUGCAUUUGGAUUACUGAUAGUGUUAUUUGGGUUAACUGGAUUUUUCCUGACAUGAUAUCUUGUUUUUGAUUAUUUGUGUACUUGUUUGACAUUUUUACUGCAUUGUUAGGAGCAUUUCGCUGCACCUGCUAUAACCUCUGCUAAAUUGUGUAUGCUACCAAUAAAAUUUGAUUUGAUAUA
Coregonus clupeaformis (lake whitefish) is the source of this 1822-nucleotide messenger RNA. Its product is annotated as glycine cleavage system H protein, mitochondrial. Gene Ontology annotation, cellular component: mitochondrion; cytoplasm; glycine cleavage complex. The transcript has 5 exons. Bases 281 to 805 code for a protein of 174 amino acids. Gene Ontology annotation, biological process: glycine decarboxylation via glycine cleavage system; protein lipoylation. NCBI's taxonomy places the organism in Eukaryota, Metazoa, Chordata, Actinopteri, Salmoniformes, Salmonidae. The record is from RefSeq and is a predicted model, not a curated record.